AUGGCAAUUGGUGCAUGCAUACGAGGAUUUAAGUCGUCAAUGCGGCCCGUGAUUGCUGUUGAUGCUACUCAUUUGAAGUGCAAGUAUAGAGGUGUUUUGUUUGUUGCGACCGCAUUUGAUGGAAAUCGGAACAUAUAUCCUGUUGCCUUUGGGAUUGGAGAUUUGGAGACGGAUGCAGCUUGGGAGUGGUUUUUGAGAAAACUACAUUGUGCAAUUGGUGAUUGCUCGAAUCUCGUUGUUAUAUCAGAUCGCAAGGUUAGCAUACAGAAUGGGUUGCGUAGAGUUUUUCCUGGGGCAAGCCAUGGUAUUUGCUUUUAUCACUUGAAAGGCAAUAUCAAAGCCUCAUUUAAGUUGAAGCAGCGGGAUCCGAUAUUGGGGUAUUUUGUAAGGGCAGCUAAGUCUUAUCGUCUAGCGGAGUUCAAUCGUCACUUUUCCAGGAUAAACAAUGACCGAGUGCGAACUUAUUUACUACGUGCAGGCGUCCAGAAGUGGUCUCGGGCCCAUUGUGAUGGACGACGAUAUAAUGUGAUGACAACGAAUAUUGUGGAGUCCAUUAAUUCAGUUCUUCGGUUUGCAAGGAUGCUUCCGGUGCUACACUUGAUUGACGAAAUUACAAAUCUACUUGUCUGUUGGUUUAGGCAACGUCGAGAGUUAGCAAUGAAAUCUCAUUCUAUGUUGUGCCCUGAUUUAGGGGAAAUUAAGUUAAGGAAGAGGUUAGACGUUGCGUCAAGGAUGAAUGUGGUCAAAAUCAAUGAGGUCGAGUAUAAUGUUCUGGAUGGUGAUUUGAACGGUCUGGUGCACUUGCAAAACCGUAGUUGUACAUGCAGGAAGUUUGACUUGGAGCAACUCCCGUGCAAGCACGCUAUUGCGGCACAUGGGUUAUUCCCCGAAAAUUUGAAGAAGGUCAAAAUCCUCCCUCCUCUUUGUAAGGUUAUGCCGGGCCGUCGCAAAACGCAAAGAAUAGCUUCUAAAGGAGAGGAGUCCCGUCAAAAAAAAUGCUCAAGGUGUGGUGUGAAGGGCCACUACCGAAGUACAUGCAAACAAUCUGUCCCUCUCACCAACAAGCAGCACGUUGCGUAG
Molecule: messenger RNA, 1080 nt
Organism: Prunus armeniaca (apricot)
Lineage: Eukaryota; Viridiplantae; Streptophyta; Magnoliopsida; Rosales; Rosaceae
Source: the annotation of a GenBank genome assembly